UGUUCUGUUAAAAAAUAAAUAAAAGAACAACAAUUCAUUUAAAGUUUCACCUCAUAGUAUUUAAAUAACACAAAGGCAAGGAGAGUCGCAAAGAACAAAUGUGUGGGGUCUGCCCCUGGUGGAAGAGUGGAGGAAAGGAUGGGAUGUACAAAGGCCACAGUGAUUAUUAAAUAGCAGUUGCCUGCAACCACCCUGUCCGCUUCACAAGCCUUCACCUACACCCUUGAAACCCGAGUUGAUGGUGAGGCCUUUGGAGCAGUCAUAGCAUGAUACUUCAGUUGUUGGCAAAAAGUUGGUCAACUUCUGAAAUUUAAAGGGCAUCACCAUAGCGUGUCAGGUGGACAAGCUGGCGAUGUCAAGGGUGCCGACCCCUCCUCCACCUGGAGAGAUGUCCAGUGGGCCUGUGGCUGAAAGCUGGUGUUACACACAGGUGAAAGUAGUCAAAUUUUCUUAUAUGUGGACUAUAAACAACUUCAGUUUUUGUCGGGAAGAGAUGGGGGAGGUUCUAAAGAGUUCAACAUUUUCUUCUGGGCCUAAUGAUAAAAUGAAAUGGUGCCUGAGAGUAAACCCAAAGGGAUUGGAUGAUGAGAGCAAAGACUAUUUAUCAUUAUAUUUAUUGCUAGUUAGUUGUCCAAAAAGUGAAGUAAGAGCAAAGUUUAAGUUCUCUUUGCUGAAUGCCAAGAGAGAAGAAACAAAAGCUAUGGAAAGCCAAAGAGCGUAUCGAUUUGUCCAGGGCAAAGACUGGGGCUUCAAAAAAUUUAUUAGGAGAGAUUUUCUGCUUGAUGAAACAAAUGGCCUUUUACCAGAUGACAAGCUUACAUUGUUUUGUGAGGUAAGCGUAGUCCAAGACUCUGUUAAUAUUUCUGGCCAGUCAAAUAUGAACAUGUUAAAGGUUCCAGAGUGUCGGUUAUCAGAUGAUUUAGGGAAUCUUUGGGAAGGUUCACGAUUUACAGACUGCAGCCUUUAUGUAGGAGGACAGGAGUUCAAAGCACACAAAUCCAUUUUAGCAGCUCGAUCUCCUGUUUUUAAUGCAAUGUUUGAACACGAAAUGGAAGAAAGUAAAAAGAACCGUGUAGAAAUAAAUGACGUUGACCCUGAUGUGUUUAAGGAGAUGAUGAGAUUCAUUUACACAGGGAAGGCACCAAAUCUUGAGAAAAUGGCUGACAACUUGUUGGCUGCUGCAGAUAAAUAUGCAUUGGAACGUCUGAAGGUUAUGUGUGAAGAAGCUUUGUGUAGCAACCUCUCAGUCGAAAAUGUUGCAGAUACCCUCAUACUAGCCGAUCUACACAGUGCAGAACAGCUCAAAGCACAAGCAAUAGACUUCAUCAACAGGUGUAGUGUCCUUAGACAGCUUGGCUGCAAAGAUGGAAAAAACUGGAAUAGCAACCAUGCAACAGACAUAAUGGAAACUGCAGGCUGGAAAUCGAUGAUCCAGUCCCAUCCUCAUUUAGUAGCAGAGGCCUUUCGAGCACUAGCAUCUGCACAGUGUCCACCUUUUGGCAUCCCACGCAAGCGGCUAAAACAAUCCUAACUGCUAAAAAGAACAUUAGAGACUAUUAAAAACUGACUUUGAAAGGUCUAAGGUAUGUUUCUGGCCUCAUGAACCUCAUGAAAAAGAUUAACAUUUUCUGGUUGGUUGCAGUAAUCUUUGUACUUGGCACACUGGCUCGACUUCACUUCAACCGAUGGAUCAGUUCAGUUUUGGUCUUCAGCUUUAAAUUAGUUUACAUACAAUGUUUGCCAUCAUUUGAUAUGGCCUUAAACAAUCUGCUAUUGCUCCAAGAAUUUAUGUUGUGUAUGUCUCUAAUUGUGCGUGCCUGCCGCCUUUUCACUGAGACAAGGCUUUGCCAGAUUGCACUAGCUCCCAUAAUGCAGUAAAUUUAUAAAGUUGUACUUUAAAAAAGCUUUUAUUAAAUUGUUGAGAAAGCUCUCUUUUUGUUUUUUUUGUUUUUUUUUUCUCUUACCUUAAAUGUUUUUGUACAGCUAUUUGUUCAUACAGGCAUGAAUGUUUUAAAGGGGCAUUUAUUUGUUUAUUUUUACUGCGGCUUAUCAGAUUAACUGAUGUGGCAUAAAUAUUACUGCAUAUAUAAUAUUGAAUUUUCAUCGAAAGAUCAAAUUAACCAGGUAAUGGAUGAUGAUGGCUGGAUUCUCAUAACUAGAAAAUAAUUUAAAUACAGUAUUUGUGGCUGGAGUACAUGUUUAAUUGAAAUGGCAGAAACUAGCUGUACUCCUGAAAAAGGUUUUGCAGUAGCUUUACCUUGACAGAUUGUUGGUGUAAUUUCAACUAGAUGGAAGCUUUGAAGUCAUGAAUGUUAGCAUAGGUCCUCUUUCAUCAACAUGUCAUUUUCUCAGUUGGAAUUCUGUUGAAAUAAGGUACCUAUUAUUUCUCUUUAAAAGGUAUGGAGUGGUGUUGGAACAUUGUUGCCAGUGUGACUCAUUGUGUUGCCAUCAUGUAGUCCUUGAGGAUUGUAUGUACAUAUGCCUAACCAAGAUUGAGACAAAUUAAUCUGGUUACUGUAUAAUGAAACAGGGCUGGUGUGUAAAAUAGCACAGACUUCAAUUUUUCUGACAGGCCAGAUCUGAGACUAUUCUAUGAACCUGUGAAUGUAUCUUGCUGUGUUUGGCAAACGAUUUAAUAGAAGACCAGUAAGACCAUGUAGAACUGGAAAUGUAUGGGCUGCUGUAAUAACCUGGCAGUGGUAUACUGUUUUUUUUGUUUGUUUUUUUUCCCCUCUUGUGUCCAUUUGUAAGAUAGCAACUUUUGUUUAAUGGAAGUUAGCCAGAUCGGUGACUGUGUUUGAACAGUUUGCUUUCUGAUGAGUUUUUAGUUUAUUAAGACACUGAAAAUACUAAAAAUUAACUUGCAUUAUGGGAAUUAUCGUAAUUCUGGUUCGUACGUCCCAGUUAAGCCAGUGGUUUAAUAUGAAGUAGGUUUGUUUACCAUAUGUACGUUAAGUUUGUUUAUUUUCAUGCUUUUUACAUAUUUUUGUUGCUUUCCGAUCCAGAUAAAUUGCAGGCCCUGUUAUUACUAGUGAACUUAUUUAACCUUGACCAAUAUACUAUGUGGCAGGGCUCAAUAUGGUCUAGAAGCUACACAUUUAGCAAAGACAAAACUGAUAUAAAGUUAUAUAGUAAAAGGCUUGUAACGUCUCAAUCUAUGGAAUUUUCUAUUUUUUCUUCCAGGACUAGGAACAAUGUUUUGUUUAGUUUGUUACAGUGUAUAUUAUGUUGUUCAUUCAAGUGACUGGUUCUGAGUGUGACAUUCUGUAUGCCCUUUACCCUAGUAAAGAAUAAAAAGCUGUAGCCCAAUUACCUGGAUUUGCAUGGGCGCAAGAGCUUCUUUUUUUUUUUUGUUUUUUGUUUGGCCAUAGUGCCAGAAUUGCUACAAACCUUUAGGAUGCUGAGCAUCUGUUUCCUGGUGGUUGUAAAAAAUACAGCUGUGGGUUUACUUUAUAUGCAGCAAUUUUUCUUGGGUAACACAGAAUGGAGUUUAACUCCAGUAUAAGUUAUAGUUUAUUAUUAAUUUAUUAUUAAUUUAUUAAUUACACACAUACUGGUAUACACAAGUAUUCAAAUUAAACAUGUAUACAUAAUUUACCUGACACCCAACUGGUAAAGACACAUUUUAGAAAGUCUUAUUGAUGUGAAAACUGAUAUGUUUUCUAGGGAUGAACUGAUCUUUUAAGCUUUUAUUGAAUAAUGUAUAUGAAUGUCAUCUUAAAGGGUACAUAAGGACCUUUUUAUUUUAUUGUGUUACAUGUUCCCAUGGCACGGAAUGCAAUGUUAACAUUUAAAAAUGUGGUCAAAAUGUAGAACAAAAAAAAAAUUAAAACAAUAGACACACCUUACGUAAACAGUUAUAGCAACACAUGGGAACAUGUAACACAAUAAAAUAAAAAGGUCCUUAUGUACCCUUUAAUUGUUAUCAAACACUUACUUAAAGUAAAAUGUCCUGAAUUAAAAGAAUAUAGAGAAAGGAUUAUAAGCUACAACAUUAAGUAGGUUUACAUGGUUGGUUGUGUCAUGAAGUAGCUUAAGGUAUCAUCACUUCCCUCACAAUAUUACAAAGUACAGUAUAUUUACUGUAGUCCCUUUUUAUUAGAAUAAUAUUUAAUAGAAGAGCUUGAUGGUCUCUUACAUGUGUUUAUAUUGGAAAAAUAAACCGUUUAAAAUUACUUUGCCAUGUGAGAUAUUAAUUGCAGUAGGAAGCGGGGAAAAAAAAAAAAAAAAAGAUUAAUUGAAGGAAAUUAGCUGCCCGUGCCAUUAAUUCAGAA
Molecule: messenger RNA, 4274 nt
Organism: Acipenser ruthenus (sterlet)
Lineage: Eukaryota; Metazoa; Chordata; Actinopteri; Acipenseriformes; Acipenseridae
Product: speckle-type POZ protein-like A
Exons: 12
Coding region: 353-1531 (392 amino acids)
Biological process (GO): regulation of proteolysis; proteasome-mediated ubiquitin-dependent protein catabolic process
Cellular component (GO): cytoplasm; nucleus
Molecular function (GO): ubiquitin protein ligase binding
Source: RefSeq, a predicted model, not a curated record